This is a messenger RNA of Chilo suppressalis (striped riceborer), 8580 nucleotides long. The record is from the annotation of a GenBank genome assembly. Lineage: Eukaryota; Metazoa; Arthropoda; Insecta; Lepidoptera; Crambidae.
GCGCCCCGUGCUGCCGCGUAGACGCGCGCCUUCAACGCGCUUUCGUUAAACAAAAAAAGAAAAUACAGUUCGAAUUUUAAAAAUCACUGACUUUGACAACUGGAAAAUUGAAAUUAUUAAAAAAAAAGAAGUUUAGUUUUUUCUGUUUCUUUUUGUAGCAGUGUGUUCUAGUUUUGAAUUUAUUUGUUUGAGUUGCAAGUGCGGAUUCUCCACCACCGAGGGUCGUUUUCCCCGGGAGUAUUGCUAUAGCAACGAAUGACGUCAAGUUCACGGGCGGUUGGUGCAUUUUCGUUCGAUAAUGAAUAAUUUUCGUACGCUAUUGCGAUAGCGUUCGUGAGAAUUUUCACCAACUCCCAAGUCAACCAACGAGGUAGUUCAUCAAUCGAGGAGAGGUCAACUGUUCGAAUGACCCCAAUGCGGUUUAGUUAUAAGCGUAUCCACUCAACAGUACCAUAACCAUGAGUUUGAUGGCGAUUGUCAAGUUCGGCUACGCCCUGGUCGUGGUCACCCUCCUACUUAUGAUAUGGGCCUCACUAUCCAGAGCCUUAGAAAUCCACGUAGACACAGGGCAUCCCUCAUGCCUGUUCCAAGCUUUGUGCACAUGUUCAAAGCCUGCGGGUGACCUGGGCAUCGUGACAUGUAACCACGUGCCCCUGCUGAGGGUACCCACAAUCCUGAACAGCAGUAAAGUGUUCACCCUACAGCUCACUGGAAACAACAUAAGAGAGCUGGAACCACAGUUCUUUCAAGCCACAGGCAUAUACAGAUUAGCAAUCAACCAAAAUCCUUUAGAAAUAAUUCACGAAGAAGCUUUCUACGGAUUAGACAAAUCACUAUGGGAAUUAGAACUUCGAGAAGACAAACUGACAGCCGUGCCCAGUCGAUCACUGAGAAACUUGCAAAGAUUGAAGCUGUUGGACUUGUCUGGCAACGAAAUAACAGAUAUAUCGGGAGAUGAUUGGAGGAAUUUGGAAGGAACUCUUCAGACAUUAAUACUGGCUGACAACUCUAUUGCUAAUCUACCACUGGACGCUUUUUCGGGACUUGAAAUGUUGGAGACUCUGGAUUUGCAUGGCAAUCACUUAGCUGUUAUUGAAAGUGGUGUUUUCAGAGAUGGCAUGAGUAGACUUAAUAAGUUGCUAUUAGGCGACAAUCAGCUGACGUUUAUACCGUAUGAAGAGAUAUCGCCGCUGCGCCAGUUGAGAGUGCUGGACCUCUCGAACAACGUGAUUAAACAAGUGCCUCCCCAGCAUGAACUGAACGGCAUCAGACUUUCAUUGGACUACCUAAAGUUAGACAACAACGUGAUCAGAGUGCUGUACCCGAGUUCAUUUAAGUUUUUCAAUAUUUUGAACACUACAACAUUGGACGGAAAUCCCAUUUACAUAAUACGGGAAGACGCCUUCCGUCAUGCCAAAAUCAAAACCCUAUCACUGAGAGACUGCAGCAUCACAGAAUUGUCUCCAGCAUCCUUCGCCGGUCUCGAGAACAGCUUACAGAAUCUCGAUCUAUCGGAGAACAAUCUCACCAUGAUCUCCAAAUUCAUGCUCAACAAACUAGAUUCGCUUAGGUCUUUAAACUUAAAGGAAAAUAAGGUGGACAUCAAUUUGUUAGCAACGAACACUCCAACGGAUUACGCAAUGACGGCCUUCAAUAACUUCCAAUAUAAGCUGUUCUUUUUAGACGUUAGUGGUGCUAAUUCAAUGGAAAUGGGUUUGCAAGAUGUCAGAAGAAUGCGAUCACUCCGUUACCUAUCCGUCGGUAAGUUAAUAAGGAAGAGUAUAAGAUCAGAAGAUUUCCUUGAAUUCGGUGUAGACUUGGAAGAUUUGAAGGUAUAUGGUAGCACUAUAAACAGAAUAGAAUCAAGUGCCUUCCAACACGUCAGGACGAUCAAAACUUUGGACCUAUCUGAGAACAAUAUCGAUUUCAUCGAUCCCUUCGCGUUUGCUGAGUUGCACAGCUUAACGACGCUGAAAAUGAUAAACGGGUUAGCGGAUGAAGUAAGAAUUCUACCGUUCGAGCCUUUGAAAGCUCUAAUAGAACUACAACACUUAGACCUCAGUAACAACAAACUGAAAAAUGUCCCCGAUACCUCCUUCCACUUCUUGUACAAAUUGAAAUCGCUCAAUUUACAAGACAACACUAUCGACCACUUCUCCAAAGGAACUUUGCAGGGUGACAUCCAUGGACAACUCCAAAGCAUCUGUUUAUCACACAACGAAAUGAGACAGAUAGUUCAACAUACAUUCGUUGAACUCAAGGAACUUCAACAAAUCUUGAUUGAGGACAAUCUCAUAGAAACAAUCCAGAGAAGAGCCUUCACCAGUCUCGAUAACUUGAAGGUCAUAAAACUCAGAGGCAACAGAAUAUACGAUAUUUCUGAAGAAGCAUUCCAGAACAUUCCAGCGCUAAAAGAGUUAGACAUAUCCUUCAAUCAGCUGAACACGUUUAAAUUUUCUAUCUUCGACCAAGUUGGCUCAGCAACUGCCUUGAAGGUCAACGUUUCUUACAACACAAUGACAUCUCUCCACGAUUCCAAUUCUCUGAGUUUCUUCACAGGCAAUUUCUACCAACCGAAACCACAAAGCCUUGGCACCGUAUCUGUGAAUAUCAGAGUAUUAGAUUUCUCCCAAAACAAUAUUUCUUACAUAGCACCUUAUUACUUCAGACACGCAGAUUUCACACUGGCAGAGUUAUAUCUAUCUCACAACUUCAUUAGGAACAUCACAAGAGAAGUAUUUGGAUCUCUGGCCGCACUGCAAUAUCUAGAUUUGUCUAACAAUUUAAUUUAUCACUUGGAAUAUGAUUGUUUCGCAAGGGCUAAAGCAUUACAAUUACUGGAUUUCUCUCACAACUACAUCAGCGAGCUACCAGUGGAAGUGUUCCGUGACAUGCAAUCGUUGAUAUCCUUGGAUCUAUCUAACAAUCGCAUUAGGAACCUCGCGGAUAAUUUGAUAGUAUCACCACUUUUAGAAAGAUUGGACCUAUCUAACAAUUAUUUAUCACGAGUCCCAACAAAUUGCUUAUCUCAGGCGGCUGCAGCUAGCCUUGUAGAGCUAGACUUGAGCGGCAAUACUAUUCCUGCAAUAUCUAUGGCGGACUUCGUUCAAAGAUUUAGGAACCCAGAGCAGGGCGAGUUCUGGCCCGAGGAGCCGGACUACAGCGACGAAUAUAUGUACCACACGGCUAGGAGAGAUCACACCAGAGUGUUCCACCAAAAAAAGCAAUAUCCGCAAAAUAUCCUGUACAAGUCUCUAAUGUGGCUGGAUCUAUCGAACAAUCAUCUCGUGCGUAUUGAAGGAGGGACGUUCACGGCUCUCCCGAAACUGAGAUGGUUGGACUUGAGCAAUAACCAACCUUUCAAUGGCGGAGAGAGAGGAUUCACGGUUUUCAAGGGACUAGAAAGGAGGCUCUUCCAUUUAGGGCUCAAGAAUGUUAGCAUGCUCAGUGUGCCUUCAAUGCCUUUGCCAAAAUUGAAGAGUCUUGAUUUAUCAUACAAUAAUCUGCCAUCGAUACCAAUAGAUAUAACGUCGAAUUUAACUCGUUUAAGAAAACUGGAUCUUUCGUACAACGAUCUGUCGACUGUUCCAGUGGCUACUCAGUCGCUCUCUCUACGUUGGUUGUCUUUAUCAGGCAAUCCCAUCACAGCUCUGAUGAACAACAGUCUGUACGGUGUAUCAUCACGAAUGGAAUAUCUUGACGUGACGAAGCUUCGUUUGAGGAUUCUAGAGCAUGGUGUUUUCGGAAAAAUGAGCGGUUUGAGAACGUUAAAAAUUUCCGCAUAUCCAGACGUUAGGGAAUUCAAUAUACCAAGGAUGCUAACGUACAAUGCGGCCUUAGAAAACCUUUUCGUGGAGGUAGACUAUAGCCAAGAAUUCGGCAAAGAAAUGAGCGCUCAGUUGCCGUGCAAACUCAGCAACAUCACCAUAACUGGGAAACCGCUGAGAUAUCUAUCGCCUUAUUUACUAAUUGGUGUUCAUUCGAAAGUGUUAAGGCUGACUAUAUUUAAUACGAGCAUAGAAGAGAUAGGAAGUGAAGUUUUCUGGAAACCGGGCCGAGUGAGAAAUUUAACAUUAGACGUCCGAUCAAACUAUAUAAUGAAAGUUGCCAAUCCUGGACAGAAAGAAUGGCCGGGUGUACCGAAUAAUGUGUUCCUUCACGAUAUAUUUGUCUCUGACAACCCCUUGAUAUGUGACUGCGGCGUUGGAUGGAUUGAAUCUUGGGAUAGAAAAAGAAGACAGUAUCUUUGUCGAAGCCCGCUCGAAUGUGUUGGCACUCGUGAUGACGUCAGAUUUGCGAGAUGUCCCUUGUAUGACAAUCGAACGCUAAACGACGUAUUAGCAAGAGAUCUAGACUGCAGUUGGAGCAAGGGAAUUUUAACGUCACCUAACUUGUACAUAAUUUUGGGAAUGUCACUGUUAACAUACCUCUACAUUUGAGCCUUAUUUUGGAUGCUCGGGGUCUAUGAAGAGUUCUAUAGAAUUCUGUCAAGAGUAUAUCAAUUUUAAGACGACUUUCACAAAUAAAAAAUGCUCAUAUACACAAUUUGUGAAAUAAGUCUGGAAAUUGAAAACAAGUUGGUAAGAGCUUGCUUAGUUAUAUGUAAGAGAUGACGGUGUAAAAAAAGAAUGUGUACAUAGAACCAGUCAAGAAAUCCCAUCGGAUAAUGUUAAGGACGACGGUGACGAGUGAGAUUUAAAUAUAAAUGAAAGAUUAUGUGCGAAGUACCUGCCUAUGUGGCCUAAGACUGCAUCCAGAAAUAUUAUGGUUGAACCAAUUCUUUCAAAUAGUGGUAGUGACGUCAUACGAGUUUUGUUAAAAGCUCAAUAGAAAACAAUGAAGACGCAAAAUAUGACUUGUUCAUAUUAUAAAUUAUACUAGGAAGUGGUCACAUUUACGACGAUAGUUUAGUGGAGCCUACGAAAAUUGUGAUUUACUUUAUUGUGUAUGGUUGAGCGAGAUCUCAUCGGAUUGAAAAUAGAGACGUUACCGUUGAUGUCAUAAAUUAUAUUUUCUACGUUUUUAGUGUUUGUUAUGAAAUAUUGUUUUGAGUGCAUUAGAUUUAAGGUUUCUUUAAGCAAGUAUGUAAACAUGCAACUCAUUUAAAAUAAUUUUAAUGAAUUUUUGGAUAUAAGUUACCAGUAUUUUUCAUUUUGAUGGAUUGUGUCUUUUUAUCAUCAUCACCAAAGUGUGGCAAUUGCAAUGAAUGUGUUUUAGAUGAUGCAUUUACGUCGAUUUAAUAAAUAAGUUCACAUGAAAGCAAUGAUUAAUAAUGUAUAUCGUCUAAGUAGACUGCAUUCGCUCGAAUGAUAUGUGUUCGUCCAUUAUUAAGAUUAACGACGUUAUUUAUAGACGUGUUCGUUUGUUUAUUAGCAAAGUGUAGGGGUAAUUGUAUGACAUCGGUUUCAUUAUCAAAUAGUUUAGUGUUUAAAUUAUUAUUUACUUUCAGAAUCUAACUAAGUGUUCCAGAUUUAUCAUCUCCGUUAUAGUUAGCGGUUGACUCUCAAUCAUAUUCUUCUACAUAAGUAGGUCUAUUUAAAAUUUUGACAUACAAAUCUUUGUACAAACAUGUUUUCCAUACAAAGCUAUAUAUUUUACUUCGGAAUAUAUCUAAAAUUAUAAAGAAAAAUGCUUGAUCCUAUAACUGUAUUUAGACUCUAUUAAUAUUUGAUUGUUUACCUAUUUACAAAUUCUAACUGGUUAUCUCGUUAAAUAAUAAUAUUUUAUUACAUAUAUCUAAGUAUGUGUCAGUAGCUGUUUCUAUCUACAAAGCAUGCUGUAACAUAUACAUAUUGUCAUUGUACCUAUUAAAGAAAAUUAGGAUUUUUAUGACUGACCUAAGUAUUUCAUUGCUGUAUCGCUGGUAUAUUAUAAGAAGUGUUGUCUGUACGGUGUCCAAAGUGGCUUAUUUAUUAAAUUUUGAUUUAUUUAAGCUUUUUUCUUAAGUAGUUUUUAUUUGAUACGUUCUUUUUGGAAUUUAAUUUUUCUGUGCAAAGUUUUUGGCAUAGUCACUGUUACACGCUAGGAGUAGGUUAUGCGGUUGAAAUCUCAGUUGAGCAAAAUGCAUGUUAGUUUUAUGUUUAGAUUGUCUAUCGAGUAAAUUCAAUUGAAUACCUCUUCUCCAGUGGUCCAGUUUGAAUGUUGUAUCAGGCCUAUUCUUAGCUUUUGUUUUCAAUGCCAAUCUCAGAUCAAAGCUUGAUAAAGCAUUUGCUAGUGUGGACAUUUGACGUCUGUUAAAAUUCCUAUUGAUAAUGUGUAGGAAUCUAAAGGGUACACAGCUUGAUCUUAAGUUCUUUAUAUGUUUGCUUAAGAAUGUGAUUAUUUUCUAUUUUUAUUAUUUAAAGGGUAUCAAAGCGUUUCAGGAUUCACUAAUGUAGUCUGCAUUUGAAAUAAAAUUCACAUUUUCACUUUGCUCGGUCGAAACAAGGCAAAACGGCAGUCCUUGUUGUCUGUAAGUUAAACUUUGGUAUUGAAAACAAAGGGACAUCGUUGAAACAAUGAAUAUAUUUUGUGAUAUAUAUAUUUAAUCUCUAAUCCUUCUAUUUUUGAUAAAGCCGACGAAUAGUAAUGCUGAAUUGGUGUUCUAGGCAAGUGGCAUUUUCUUUUUCUUUAGAACGCUAAAACUAAUUUAUGAGUUAAAAAAAAGUUUCAAUUAAUUGACUUAGCAGUCGUAGUUUAUAUGCCAUUCACUAAAUCUAUCAUGAUUUUUUUAAAGAUUUUAUGUAAAAUGCUUUUUUUAUAUUAGCGUUAGCGUUCUAACGAAUCAAAACUAACCAUUUGUCCAGGGUAGCAGGACAGAAUUAAAACUACCAGAUAUUAACCAAACUACAGCUUGCAUAGCUUACUGUAUCGUAAAGUCAAUUGUAAAAUCAUAUGAACAUACAUAUAAUAGCAUUAUUGAAGACCAUUGUAUAAAUUUAAACUACUUAAUUGUUAUUACGAAUUUACCAUAAAGCGAUUAGAUAACAGUUUAUUCAAAUCAUAAGUCUGUAGAGUUCUAGAGAUACGCUUAAAAUUCUCAUGAUAUUUAUGGAUUCAGUUUUGUAUACGGAAAUAAAUUCAAUUACUAAAUUUAUCUGUAUUAACGUUGCGCGAAUUUCAUAGACUUAUUCAUGAUGACGAAAUAUUUUGUUAUCUUUUAGUGUCAACUUUUAUACACGCAUUACUUGUUCAUUAAUUAAUUCUUGAAAUAUUAAAACUCUAUCAGCUUUGUACUUUGUUUACAAAAAGUUACAGUUCAUUAUUAUAUUUCUAUUUUAAGUAUUUAACUGCAAACAACCCCUCGGUUCAGAUUUUAGACAGAAUGAAAACUAUAGUUUGCAAAGAAAUUCUACAAGUUACAAAAUUCUUACUGCAAUAUCUAUUAUUAAUAUAUAAUAUUAAUGAUAAAAAUCAUUUUUUAAUGCUGUUGUUACUAAAAUUUCAUAAAUAAAUUAUAUUUGAUAUUAUCAAGAAAAUUGAUUUAUACCUUUAGGUACUUACUAACCUGUAUUGUAAUUCCUCUGCAAGGUCCCAUGUGAUAGAUAUAGAUGGUGCCAAGGAAAGAUAGCCAUUUUCAUAUAAGAAUAUGAUAAACUAUACCUAACUUAUAAACGGACAUUGGAAGAAGCAUUUUUACUUAAAAAAGGGGUAGUAACGCCUGAAACAAAAAUUACCUCAUCAGUAACAAUUACUGUGAUAGGUACUUAUAAAAAUAAACAACAAAACUAAAUUAGAUACCUGAUGGUUAUAAUAAUAAAUGAUGUAAAAAAAUGAAAUGGUCAAAUCAGACCAAAAAUAAUAUGAGAGCAAUAUUUGUUUUGGGCGAAUAGACAUGAAGUUUUAUCUUACGAGUAAAUUACUAUUACCAAAUUCCCAACAUUUCAGUGAAAUGUUGUCUAAUGAAUUGUUUUUUUUUAUUAAUGUAAUCAUUUUAUCAAAUUUUUAAUAAAAUGUACCAAUAGUUGUUGAAUUUUACUGAUAAAAUCGUGAUAUAUAUUUUACAUUUUAAUAUAGUGGAUGAAUUAAUAAAGGUAGGUGCAGCAUUAAUAAAUAAAUCAAAGGACAAUCAUAGAUCUCUUCCAAAUAAUGCUCCCUACGUAUAAAUAAAUAGAGUAAAUAUAUUUCAAGUGUUGGUAAUAAAUAAUAAAAAAGAGAGUAUAAAUUAAAUGUAUAGUAAAACACUUUCAGUCGGGUUGUAAAAACCGCUAUUGAAAUCAUCGCUACAAAAAAUUAAAGGGUACUUUAGUGCUGUAUCUACCUUUUCAGUUUUCAUCUCAGAUUAAAGAUAAAUUAUAAAAUGUACCAUUUUUUCAUUAUAUUUAAUUACCAUAUAUUAUUUAUUAAUUUAGAUAAAUCUGAUUAUAUAUUUUUAUUGAAUUUAUUUAAUAAAAACUGAAUAUGUAAAUAAAAAGGAUGAAUAAACAUACGAACAAAAUGUGAAAUUAGUUGCUCUGAUGAUGAAAGUAAGAAGUUUGUUUUUCUUAAUGGAAAGUAGGACAGGGGACUGUUUUGUCUUCACUAUUUUAACGAGUCUACUGAAAUAGUGUGAAAAUAAAAUAAAUAGAUAAUAAUCAUUGAAUUAUUAGCGUACCAAUAAAU